AUGGACAGCGACGCUUGGCUAGUACAUGAUCUCGACGAUACACCGAUUGACCCAACGUUACAAAGUGUCACAGUUCAGUACCUGGACCCCUUCGACUUUGCACUCGCUGGGGAAGCCACACUCGAAGACGAUUCGAUGAAUCUACCGACCGAACACUUCCUCCUUCCGACGAUGGAUCUUUCCACGGGCCAGUCCAUUCCAACACUCACGGAAGACGAACGACCUACAAUCGAUUCUACCGAGCCACUCCACGGACGCGGUUGCUUUUCACCCAUGCGCCAAGAGACAAUGCAAGAGUUGUCAGACCUGAAUAUGCAGCUGUCCCGACAAUUGGGGGCCGCAACCUCUACAGGGGCCGGGUCAACGAACAUCCACUCGGGUUUGGGUCUGACAGCUUUGGCUACACCACCAGAGGAGAACCGUACUCUCUGCGAUACUGUCAUCUCUAUGACGCAAAGCCUUCAAACCUACCACAGGCUGCUCGUCGACAUCGUCGGACCCAAUCACUCGGCUAUCUACGACUCACACGACAAUCGCAAGUCUAGCACUGUAGCCACGCUACUCGCCACACGCCGCCAGAUCAAUCUCUUUACGAUCUCGUUUCUCAACAUAGUUGACGUCUCCUUGCCUCCCGAUCCGGACCUGCAGAUCAUUGUUCUUAUUCAAGCUGUAAUUAGAAUGGUAGAUAGAAUUGGCCGUUUACUGGGCUACCCGAAUGAUCGCGAGGCCGGCUCAGAUGGCGAUGGAUGCGAGAGCGAUACUCGCGACAGUGUUAUCCCCCGGCACCUCCUCGAGCUGAUGCUGAAAAGUGAAGGAUGCGGAAAUGGCUCGGCAGAUAGAGCAGGGACCAAGGCGCUGAAGGAGGAGAUUCGCAGACUACAUGAGCUUGUGUACAAGCCAGUGUAA
Molecule: messenger RNA, 906 nt
Organism: Alternaria incomplexa
Lineage: Eukaryota; Fungi; Ascomycota; Dothideomycetes; Pleosporales; Pleosporaceae
Exons: 2
Coding region: 1-906 (301 amino acids)
Source: RefSeq, a predicted model, not a curated record